AUGGAGUGCAAAGACUGCGGUGCGGAACUCGGCAAGCGGUCUCGCGGUAUGAUUGACCUGGCGGACUUGCGGACCCCCCCGUGCGACGUAUGCUUCUCGCGCCAUGCCGACGAGAAGCCAAUCGCCGCGGAGCGAGCCGACGGAGCUCAUCACGUAGCUGCCCCGAGGGGGAGCAAGGCCAAGGAGCGUGUCGAUGCCAGCUCUAGCCUCGAUGCCGGAGGUGGUGAUGGGAUGCAACGCGCGGCCCGGUCUGAUGAAGCCGCCGGACCUGGUACUGACACGAGGCACGUCGGGGGACAGAGCGCGCGGGGCCCUGCUGGUGACGCUGUUUCGGUCGACUAUAGCCGUGACGUGGCGCUUGCGAUGGGCGAAGAAUGGAGUCUCUAUCUGGACAAUCCGCAGAGCGCACAGAGUUACAGCACAUACCCGAUGGAGACGGACGAGCUUACGACUCUUGAGCAGUUGGAAAAGGAGCUCGAUGGCUGGUACGAGUAG
Molecule: messenger RNA, 495 nt
Organism: Metarhizium album ARSEF 1941
Lineage: Eukaryota; Fungi; Ascomycota; Sordariomycetes; Hypocreales; Clavicipitaceae
Exons: 2
Coding region: 1-495 (164 amino acids)
Source: RefSeq, a predicted model, not a curated record